This is a messenger RNA of Eriocheir sinensis (Chinese mitten crab), 4893 nucleotides long. RefSeq names its product cyclin-dependent kinase-like 2. The transcript is spliced from 9 exons. Gene Ontology annotation, cellular component: nucleus. Gene Ontology annotation, biological process: protein phosphorylation. The coding region runs from base 553 to 2793 and encodes 746 amino acids. Gene Ontology annotation, molecular function: cyclin-dependent protein serine/threonine kinase activity; ATP binding. NCBI's taxonomy places the organism in Eukaryota, Metazoa, Arthropoda, Malacostraca, Decapoda, Varunidae. The record is from RefSeq and is a predicted model, not a curated record.
UCUCUCUAUCUAUCUAUCUAUCUAUCUAUCUAUCCACGUGUCUAUGUUACCAGUGCUCCCGAACAGUGAUAAAAAAGUCAAGAUCAGUCAUAUUAUCACCACUCGAAGAGGUUAGCAGCGUCUGAAUUGCUAGUGGCAGGAAUUAUCAUUUACAUAUCCGGCACCAGGGUUCAAUAUACAUCGUUUAAGGAACAGAUGAAGAAUGCGUACGUAGAGGAUAAUUCACGUCACAUCAGUUUGACCUUUAACACACCUGAGCAAGACCCAAUUUGGAACGCACAGGUGACUCAGAGCGCUCAGUAACAAACCUCGGACAGAGUAAGAGGAAAACCAAGGCUCGUGUAUGAAUAAUCCAAUAGUUCGAUACCGUGACGACUCAGUGAACGACUACGCCACCGCCACAACCUUCACCACCACCACCAAGAGGGAAGUUAUACGCCCUCUCUCCCUCUCUCACACGAGUCCGAAGGGAGCGGAUGUAUGAGAGGGGUGAAAUGAGAAGCCCGGACCCACCUCACAUCCAUACUGAUUAGAUAACACGUCUCUCACAGGAUGGAACGUUACGAGAGCCUGGGCGUGGUGGGCGAGGGGUCCUACGGCCUCGUCCUACGCUGUCGCCACAAGGAAUCGGGACAGACGGUGGCGGUGAAGAAGUUCCUUGAGAGUGAGGAUGACCCAACCGUGAAGAAGAUUGCGUUGCGGGAGGUGCGGAUGCUGAAGAAACUCCGCCACGAGAACCUGGUGAACCUGAUCGAGUUUUUCCGCCGCAAGCGCCGCCUGUACCUGGUGUUCGAGUACGUGGACCACACCAUCCUGGACGAGCUGGAGGCCACGGAGGCGGGGCUCGAUGAGGAGACGGCGAGGGCACACAUUUUCCAGGUCCUGCGCGGCAUUGCCUUCUGCCACCAAAACCAGAUCAUCCAUCGGGACAUCAAGCCAGAGAACGUGCUGGUGAGCCGCCUCGGGGUGGUCAAGCUGUGUGACUUUGGGUUCGCGCGGCUCCUGGCGGGUCCGGGCGAGUCCUGCACUGACUACGUGGCCACCAGAUGGUACCGCGCCCCCGAGCUGCUGGUGGGGGACACGAAGUAUGGCAGGGAGGUGGACGUGUGGGCCUCGGGUUGCCUCCUGUCCGAGAUGCUGACGGGUGAGCCGCUCUUUCCCGGCGAGUCUGACAUCGACCAGCUCUUCCACAUCAUCCAGACGCUUGGUGAGCUGAGCACGUCACACCGUCAUUUGGUCGAGCGGAAUCCCAUGCUGGCGGGUCUGCGUCUCCCUGAAGCAGCCUCAACACCCCUCGCCUCCUCCUUCCCGAACUGGUCACCGCGCGCCCACGCCUUCGUCUCGGUCUGCCUGUGUCUGGAGCCCUCCGCGCGCCCCUCAGCCCAGGAGCUUCUAAACCAUGAUUUCUUCAUGCACGACUGCUUCCCCGAGACCUUCCUGCCGAUCCUGAAGCAGCGUGUGCAGCAGGAGUUCAGCAACAACUUCCUUCUCGGUCUGUCCGGGCGGCGGGGAUCCAGCACGGCGGACAGGAAGGGUCGAGGCAGGAAAUUCCCGGGAGGCGCCAGUCCGGAGAGUGUGUACGGCAGGAGCAUCGCCAGGCCUCAGCCCCAGCCGCCACCAGCCACCAGGAGCGAAAACCCCGUCAGGGCCUCGCCGAUGAAGCAGUGUCAACCUAGUACUCCAGAGGGCCAGUCAGUGUUCGCCAGCCGUCCUGUCGUGUCCUUCGCCUCCCUCACGCCCUCCCAUCGCGGUGGACCCUCGGCGGCUAACACGGGCACCUUCAACAACAUCAACAACAGCUUCAACAGUGGCGAGGAUGUGCCCCCACCCUCCACCACUACCGCCACCACCACCACGUCCACCUCCUCCCGCCUCAUCCCCCCGCUGCGAGACCACAACAGCGUCACCUUCUCCCCCACCACGACCACCUCCACCGCCAACAACAACACCUUCAACACCAACAACAACGCCAACAACAGCAACAACAAUAGCACCAUAGCCCUCACACUGCACAUCACGGGCACCACAAACACGUCAUCGCCGUCUCGCAACAGGGGAGUAGAGAAAAGCCGUAAGUCCCCAGCCAGCCUGUGGGGCGUCCCUCUGAAGCCCCGGGGUCAUGGUCUGUGCAUCCAGGGACAGGGACAGGGACAACACUGGGACGACGAUGACAACCUGACAUCCGACGGCCCCUCCUCCUUCCUCUCCGGCAGCCGCUACCUCACCACAGAUCACGGCCGCUCCAUAGACGCCCCUCGGCCCAUAGAUGCCAGCCGACACCCGUAUACCAUCAGCCUGGACCGCACGAAGGAGUUGGUGGGGAGAGACUCGUCUAGCCUGAGGGAAGCCGCGGCCAGGGACAUCUUCGGAAGGGAGUUCGGGAGGGAUCCACUGAAAGAGAUCAAAGAGAACUCGAGAGAGAGGGAGAGGAGACCCAGGCUGGAGAUUACUGGGUGGGCGCGGCCGCGGCUCCUCAACAACGACCUCUCGCUGCCCAACGUGCCCGGAGUGUCCUCCCCGUCGGUGAGCAACGCCCAGAUAAGUCCCAAGAAGUAUCCGUUGGAGGGCGGCCUGGGCGGCGGCAAAUCCCGGCGCGGCGGCCUCACCAUGCCAGCGCUCAGCUCCGUGCAGCGCGGCUCGCCCAACUCCCUCAGUCGCUCGGUGGGUGGCGCGGCGCAGCGGGACGAGGAGGGAGUGGAGGGAGUGAGGGAGGGGUGGCCUCCGGUGGAGGAGGAAGACGAGGAGGAAGAGGAGGAGGGGGGAGGAGGGAGAGUUAAGAAUGAGAAAUUUUAAGGGAUGGAAUUUAGUAAAUGCCCUGUUUCUCCUUUGCUCUGUACUGACUCAAUUUUUUUCCCAACCAAAAUCUCAAUUAAGUCAUCUUUGUUCAGAGCCAGAAACAAAAGCUUAAUAAGGAGGAUUGCAUUGGAUUGGAUUAAAAUGCCUUGGCAACGCUGUUGUGGCCUGAACGCUUAUCAGAUCUUAUCGUCAGCCUCUCACUCCCUUCCUCUCCCGCAGGUCGAGUCCACUCCCCCCACCUCGCCCCUCGCCAACCUGCCGUACGUGUGACACUUGGCCGCGCGGGCAGGGCCGGCGCGUGGCAACUUUUAGAAAAAAGGAGUCAAACAAGAAUAUGUGAACGAACGAACCUAUGGACAGAACACCUUUCGCUCUGCGAAAGACACAGCAGUGAUAUGUGCAUGUGGGCUGUGGUUUGAUGGCCACAACACUCAAGGAAGUGAGUAAAGAUAAUUAUGGACUCAAGGGAGACAAACAUGACAGCUGAUCAGGGAUGAAGUCAGUGAUAUCUUAUGAUUGUGAUCUUUCUUGACCUUCCCCAAGAGAAGAGUGAGGGAUCACAAGGGAUGCUGUCGGCCCCUGUACGGUGGGCUGAAUCGUAGAGUGUGGACGAAAUAAUUCAUGCAAGCAAUAAUGUUGACCCUUUCCAAACUUUUUUGAAAACUUUUUUGAAAACCAAGUGGUGGCCCAGCAACGCUUGGAAAAUGAUCCUGCCAUUGAUAAUUGUUCCAUGACAGUGAAGUGGCUGGUGUCGCUGCGUCCACCUGGCUGGGUUGGCAUCACAUAGACUACCGUUUCUUCGGACUAGCUGAUAUAAUGAACAUUUUCACAAUUACCGGCAAUAAUCUGCCAACACGUGACAAGAGCUAUGCGCCAGCAAAUUGCAUAAUCUAUCUUUUUUUUUUUUUUUGCAACUGGUCUCACGCCCCAAGAAAAGAUCCGGGUUCAGAUAAUCGAAAUAAGAGGAAACAAGUGUCAGUCUGCCUGCGAGAUUCAGGCAACUGAGCUUCACCUUAAUCCUAUAGGCUUUGAACGCUCCGAAUAUCGAAAAUAGGGAAGUUAAUAAUUUUUUUUUUUGCAGUAAUGGCGAGAAAAGUACAAUAAUGCGACACAUACAGCAUGACCUACUCAUCUCUUGCUUGUUUCCCUGUGUAGCGUGACUCCAGAUACCCAAAAUCCUUUUUACAUUCACCUUCCACGCGAUUUUAAUCAAGUGGAGCUAAUCUAUGUUAUUCGAGAGCGUUAGAGAAAUGAACCGCUAGUAAACUUUGCAUAAACAAAUAAUCAACCAACAUAUCUCCGAGUAAUUCUUCAAGUGUUUGACAAAUAAAAUAAACAACCAUAAUUCGUUGUUCACAUCUGGAGUGUCAUCACUUUCAUUCUCAAGCUGGGCACUUGGCACACAGAAUCCAUUCUGUGUAAGAUCGAGAGAAAAGACGUUUUUUAAUGUAUUUGUUUAAGUCUAGUCAUACCGCGCACAGGUUGUGAAGCACGAGCCUAGAGCAGCGUGCCUUUGUGGACACAGGGUAAAGGUACUGAUUACACACCGUACUAUCACUAUUUGCAUCUGUGUGUGGCCGCAACAAUGUGUGUCUUACUCUCACGUCCGUCCACUGUUUUGAGCCGUCCGUCCACGAAGUCCGUCCCCGGAGUUCAUCCGUCUCGGUGGCGCAGCGCCGGUGGUCCACAGUACAAACUUUUGCACAAUUGGUCCGGAGGCGCGGUUUGCCCCCCACCCCCCUGAAGCGUCAUUGUCGCUUCGGUCCGGAGUCCUCGUCACUCUAGUCACUGUUCACGUCACGAGGCCACGAGUUUAACAAGUUUCACGUGUCUAGUUUACGGUGCCGCGGUCACUGGGCAUCCCGCGGGGUGGUGAGGGACCGCCCCGCCCUGCUCUGGCACCCUCACGUUGAGCAUCCAGAACGCAACGAGACCACGCCGAGUGAAGCUUCGGAGCAAAAGCUGAUGCUGCAUCGUUCGUGAAAGUUUUUACGUCUGAAAUUUCAACACUUGUAAACAUAAUUGUAGUUCUGAAAAAUUCCUGUACAGCAAACUGCUUCUAGUUUUAUAUGGUGAUGAGUGUAUCAUGUGAUAACA